AUGGAGCAGCACCAUUUCAGUACCAAGACAGCUGAAAGGUCCGUUCACGAUGCCGAGCUGGGCGGAUCCAGAGGCGAUGGCUAUCAAGCUCCAAUUUUAGUUGUCCCCCAUUCCGAUCAUAAGGAGUUGAUUCACGAACAGUGCCCUUUGGAACGAGUCUCGCCGCUCAGACAAGAGAGGAUCUCAGUAGUUGAUGACGGUCCCAGAUUCGCGAAUUCAGCUCCACUCGGUCUAUGCGCCUUUGCGCUGACCUCUUUUGUCUCGAAUUCUACCAAUGUUUACAUAACCAAUGUGACAUCGACUGGAAUUAAUAUUGCGCUGCCACUGGCGUAUGGUGGUCUGGUACAACUCUUUGCUGGAAUAUGGGAGAUGGUGGUUGGGAACACAUUCGGAGCUACUUCGUUCUGUUCAUAUGGCGCCUACUGGAUUACAUUCGGUGUCAUGUCCCUUCUUGAAAGCACGGAUUUUGAGACUGCCCAAGAUACCUGCGCUGCGGAAGAGCUAGUAGGAGUGUUUAUGAUGGCCUGGUUCAUCUUUACCACCCUCAUGCUACUCUGUACAUUGAAGUCCAGUUUAGCCAUGUUUCUCUUGUUCUUUUUCUUGGAUAUGAACUACCUUAUCCUUGGCAUCGCUCACUUGAAGUGCCACGCAGAUGGGGAAAUCCUCACGUCAAUAAAAACGGUGGGUGGAAUCUUUGGCUUACUUGCUGCGUUAACUGCAUGGUAUAAUGCAUUUUCUGGUGUGUUCGAUACAAGCAACGGAUUUUUCAUGGUCCCGUUGGGUCAUUUCCCUUGGUCACCUGCAGUCCGAGCUCAUCGAGCGAAGGUCAAGGCAAUAUGA
Messenger RNA from Penicillium malachiteum, 840 nucleotides. RefSeq names its product acetate uptake transporter family protein. NCBI's taxonomy places the organism in Eukaryota, Fungi, Ascomycota, Eurotiomycetes, Eurotiales, Aspergillaceae. Bases 1 to 840 code for a protein of 279 amino acids. The record is from RefSeq and is a predicted model, not a curated record. The transcript has 3 exons. Gene Ontology annotation, cellular component: plasma membrane. Gene Ontology annotation, molecular function: acetate transmembrane transporter activity.